AGUUUAAGAGUCGUAGGAAUAGAGAGCCAAAAGGGAAAGCGCCGAGAAGCCACGCAACGGAGUCGAGAAAUUCUCACCUUUGGACCCGAACAUCGUCGUCUUCCUCUCCUCCUCCGAAAAGUCCAAGUCUUUGCGUCCAAUCUGGAUGCUUUUUACAUUUUGCUUCUUUCUUCGGAAACUCGCACGUCUUUGCCCACCUUAUUCUUCAAAACGAAGAACAAGUCUAAUUUCCUCUUCUCUUUCAAACUACCUAUUUAAUGCUCCUUCAUUCAUCACUUCUUUCUGGCGCGGGAUUUUGACAAUUCUAAGAGAAACCCCAUUUGGGUUUUGGGCUUCUUUUUUUUUUUGUUGUUGUGAGUUUUUGGAAUCUGAAUCUUUCUGGGAUUUCAACUGAAUCCUUAGCUGAUUACAUUAAUUGGGUGUCAGAGAAGUUUGAUUAACAAGCAUGGAUGGGUCGUCGAGUGAUUCGAAAUUGGACAACUCAGGAGUCGUGGAGCUGACCGGGAAGAUAAUGGUGGUAGCCAUAAUAGUGCUCUUCAUGGUGGUGGUGUUCGUCCUGUUUCUCCAUCUCUACGCCAAGUGGUUCUGGUGGAGCAUUGACGAAGCCACCACUAAUAAUACUCCUCGCCGCCGCCGCCGCCGCCGCUUCGUAUUCGCCCCCGGACAAGACCCGGCAGUAGCUGCCACCAUGCGAAGAGGGCUCGAGCCCUCGGUCCUCCGCUCGCUUCCCGUAUUGAUAUUCGACCCACAAGCCUUCAAAGAUGGGUUGGAAUGCGCGGUUUGCCUCUCUGAGCUUGUGCAGGGAGAGAAAGCUCGGCUGCUCCCCAAAUGCAAUCAUGGGUUCCAUGUCGAUUGCAUUGACAUGUGGUUCCAGUCCCACUCCACCUGCCCGCUUUGCCGGAACCCAGUUGCUCCUGAAAUCUCCAUCUCCAACACUAGUACUGGUGAGGUAGCAGCAGAGGAUGUUGAGGCAUCAGGAGAGAAUUUGGCUUCUGGAUUUUCCACAGAAUCUCCGAAUUUCCCCACAAACGUCUUGUUUUGGGGUAACCAGACUCAGGUAAGUUCUUUGGGUGCUUGUUUGGAAGAAGGCCCUUCUUCUCAAUGCCCUUCUUGCCCGUCGUCUUCUUCUUCAUCAUCGGCUAGUAGUCGGCCGGCGGAUGGAAUGUUGGUGAUUGAUAUACCAAGGCAAGUGACUGAGAACUUGCCAUCAUUAUCCCCUUCGGCUAGCAGGUUUUCCGAGGAGGAAUCAAAGUCGCCGGUGACGACAAGACUCAGGUCAUUGAAGAGGCUUUUGAGCAGGGAUAAUAGAAGAGCAAGUCCUUGUAGUCCCGGUUCUGUUGAUGUUGAACAAGCAGGGAGAGCACAGAGUUAGAAAUUAAGUUCCUAAUUAGAUUGAACAUAUUGGGUAGUGUAGAAUAUAGAUGAGAACUCAGUGCAAGAUUAUCGGAAUAAUUGAUUCCGGUAAUGAGAAUUGUUAUUUGGAAGUUCUUGAUGUUCAUGUCCGGUUCUACCAUCCCUGAGAAUUGCUAUUUCUUUUGGGCUAGAAUUAAAAACUCCCCAUGUUAUUUUUCUCAACGUU
Messenger RNA from Corylus avellana, 1579 nucleotides. RefSeq names its product RING-H2 finger protein ATL60. Gene Ontology annotation, biological process: protein ubiquitination. Lineage: Eukaryota; Viridiplantae; Streptophyta; Magnoliopsida; Fagales; Betulaceae. Gene Ontology annotation, molecular function: transferase activity. The record is from RefSeq and is a predicted model, not a curated record.